GGAAUUAGAGAAGGAAAGGAAUAGACGGAGAAGCAAAAGAAUUAGAGAAAUGAGGACGGAGACAAGUGAGUCACAAGAAAGGGAAGAAGAGGGACGAUACAGGAAGGAAUUGAGGGUAAAAAAGGAGAUUGAGAGGAGGAAUGAAGAGAAGAAACGAAAAGCGGAGGAAAAAGAGGCGAAAAGAGCUAAAAAAGAGGCAGAAAGGGCUAAAAAAGAGGAAGAAAAGGCUAAAAAAGAAGAAGAAAGAGCUAGAAGAGAGGAGGAGAGGGCUAGAAGGGAGGAGGAGAGAGUUAAAAAGAAAGCAGAAAAAGAAGCUAAAGAUCAAGAAAAAAAUGAAGCAAAGAAAAAAAAGGAAGAAAAAAGAGAAAAUAAUGUAGAGAAGAAGCCAGAUUCUCAAUUAAAACUUCAAUGUUUUUUUUAUAAAACGCAUCCUAAAGAAAAUACAGUGGAAAUAAAAGAUUGUUUUAGUUCAGAUUAUGAAAAAUGUUUUAUCCCGUUUUUUGUUAAACAAUACGCGUUACUUUCAGACCAACAUGCAUUUGUACGGAAUCUAGAUGAACGUAUGACGAUUAUGAAAGAUAUGGAUGCAUUUUUGGAUUCGGAUUUUUCAAUUAUAUCUCCUAUCAAGCAUUUAUUAUCUCUUUUUAAAACCAAGCCUGUCCUAUUAUUUCGUCAACCUAAAUCACACAUUACUGUGAAAUACUUACUUCAAAAAUAUGAACAAUCUGAUUCAACAGAAGACCUUUUGAACAAAUUGAAAAUAUUUCCUAUGAAACUGCUUCAAUUUAAAGAAGAUGUUCGACCACCUUAUUAUGGCACAUUUUCUAAAUCAUCAUUUAUACUAACUCCAAGAAAUCCAUUUAAAAUUGACAAGGGUUUAUUUAAUUAUGACUAUGAUUCAGAAGCAGAAUGGAUAGAAGAAGAAGAAGGGGAAGAUAUUGAUAAUAUGGAUGAUAGUGAAGAAGAAGAAGAAGCAGCCGCAUUAAAAGAAGAUGAAGAUGAUAGGGACUUUCUUGAUGAUGAAGGCGAAUCAAAUAAUACAAAAAAAAAAGUGAUAGUAAAUUUAAUUCCUAGUGUUAAAGGCCUAUAUUGGCAACAUUCUAAUAAUAUGGAUACAGAUGAUUAUGAAUUAUUUAAGAAAUUCAAAAUGAACUCUUUAUUAGACAUAAAUCUUCCUAUCAAUCCUUAUCAAGAUUAUUGGUCACCAGAAUCAAACUCAAAUAAUGAUCCCAAGUUUCAAAACUCUACUGUAAAGACAAAUUCUUCAGUAUUACCUCCUAAACCUUCACUACAUUUUCCACAGGAUUCACUUCCAUCUUUUUUAAAAAUAAUUCAAGGAAGCACUCAAACAAAAGUAUUACUUGUAGAAACAUUACGGCAAAAAUUUUCAGAUAUUAAUAAACAAACAAUUCAAUGGAAAUUAAAUACUGUUGCACGAAGAAAUGGCAAAGGCGUUAAUAAUACAUGGGCCGUUGAUCCAUCUGUUUGGCACUCUGUUUUUGGCGAUAAUCAAAAUCCAUAAUAUAUACAUUCAAAAAGAAAAACAAAUAUUUAUGAUCAAACAAAU
This is a messenger RNA of Pneumocystis carinii B80, 1567 nucleotides long. RefSeq lists its product as hypothetical. Gene Ontology annotation, biological process: nucleosome assembly. The transcript is spliced from 6 exons. Lineage: Eukaryota; Fungi; Ascomycota; Pneumocystomycetes; Pneumocystales; Pneumocystaceae. The coding region runs from base 50 to 1522 and encodes 490 amino acids. The record is from RefSeq and is a predicted model, not a curated record. Gene Ontology annotation, cellular component: nucleus; CAF-1 complex.